This is a messenger RNA of Chelmon rostratus (copperband butterflyfish), 6381 nucleotides long. It is a transcript of the gene rasa3, whose product is annotated as RAS p21 protein activator 3. The transcript has 24 exons. The record is from RefSeq and is a predicted model, not a curated record. Gene Ontology annotation, molecular function: GTPase activator activity. Bases 164 to 2665 code for a protein of 833 amino acids. NCBI's taxonomy places the organism in Eukaryota, Metazoa, Chordata, Actinopteri, Chaetodontiformes, Chaetodontidae. Gene Ontology annotation, biological process: negative regulation of Ras protein signal transduction; regulation of GTPase activity; intracellular signal transduction.
ACCAGCCAGCAGCGGCAGUGGCUGGACCGGAGUGUGAUCGCUGUCCGGAGAGCAUAGAUGUGCAAAACCCCUGGAAUAUCCGUGCGCUGGAGAGGCCAGAACAGACCACCGUGGAGGACUGCCUUCAUCUAGUCGACAAAAGGGAAAGAGCCACGGGGGAAGCAUGGCGGUAGAAGAGGAAGGUCUCCGUGUUUUCCAGAGCGUUAAAAUAAAAAUAGGAGAAGCAAAGAACAUCCCUCCGUACCCGGGGCCAAACAGGAUGAGGGACUGCUACUGCACUGUCAACCUGGACCAAGAGGAGGUCUUCAGGACCAAGAUCAUCGAGAAGUCACUUUGUCCGUUCUAUGGGGAGGACUUCUACUGCGAGAUCCCACGUAGCUUCAGACAUCUCUCCUUCUACAUCUUCGACAGGGACGUCUUCAGGAGGGACUCCAGUAUCGGCAAGGUUGCGGUGAAGAAAGAGGACCUGCAGAAAUAUCAUGGCAAAGACACCUGGUUUCAGCUACAACCUGUCAGCGCUGACUCAGAGGUGCAGGGAAAAGUGCACCUAGAGCUGCGUCUGAGUGAAGUCAUCACAGACAGUGGAGUCAUCAACCAUAAACUCGCCACGCGGGUGCUGGAGUGCCAAGGUCUUCCAAUCGUCAACGGCCAAUGUGAUCCCUACGCUGCUGUCUCCUUACAAGGACCUUCAAGGUCGGAAGCCAAGAAGACCAAGGUGAAGCGGAAAACCAACAAUCCACAGUUUGAGGAGGUUUUCUAUUUUGAGGUGACACGGCCAUUAAGCUACACAAAGCGGCAGUUUGAUGUUGAAGAAGAAGACGUUGAUAAGCUGGCACUGAGGGUGGAUCUGUGGAACGCCAGCAACCUGAAGUUCGGGGAUGAGUUCCUGGGAGGUGUGCGUGUUCCUCUCCGGGUCUUGGGUCAGGCUGGGGUCCACGACGCAUGGUACUUUCUCCAGCCCAGGGAGAACGGAGGGAAGUCAGUGAAGGUGGAGGAGCUCGGCUCUCUGCGCCUGAACAUCGUUUACACCGAGGACCACGUUUUCCCCUCCGAACACUACACCCCCCUCAGAGAUCUGCUGCUGCACUCUGCUAACGUAGGGCCCGUGUCGGCGUCCACAGCUCACAUUCUGGGGGAGGUGUGUCGGGAGAAACAAGAAGCCGCCAUUCCCCUCGUGCGUCUGUUUCUUCACUAUGGCAAGAUUGUGCCUUUCAUAAGCGCCAUCGCUCACGCUGAAGUCAACCGCACACAGGAUCCAAACACCAUAUUCCGGGGAAACUCGCUGACUUCCAAGUGUAUUGACGAGACCAUGAAGCUGGCAGGAAUGCACUAUCUGCAAGUCACACUCAAACCCAUCAUAGAUGAGAUCUGCACAGAACACAAACCCUGUGAAAUUGACCCGGUCAAGCUCAAAGAGUCUGAAAACCUCGAGACGAACAGGGAAAACCUUCGGCAUUACGUUGACCGCAUCUUCAACGUCAUCACCACCUCUGGCGUUCGCUGUCCCACCGUCAUGUGCGAUAUCUUCUUCUCCUUGAGAGAGUCCGCUGCCACCCGUUUCCAAGUCGACCAAGAUGUCCGAUACACAGCGGUGAGCAGUUUCAUUUUCCUGCGUUUCUUCGCCCCAGCCAUCCUCUCCCCAAACUUGUUCCAUCUACGGCCGCACCAUCCAGAUCCUGCCACCUCUCGAACCCUGACCCUCAUCUCCAAGACGAUCCAGACCCUGGGAAGUCUCGCCAAGUCCAAAUCUGCCAAUUUCAAAGAGUCUUACAUGGCUGCAUUUUACGACUACUUCAAUGAGCAGAAGUAUGCGGAUGCUGUGAAGAAUUUCCUGGACCUGAUCUCCACCUCUGGCAAAUGGGAUCAGAAGAGUAUUGAAACACCGAUCAUGCUCAAAGAGGGAUUUAUGAUAAAGAGAGCACAAGGGAGAAACCGGUUUGGAAUGAAGAACUUCAAGAAGAGAUGGUUUCGCCUCACCAACCAUGAGUUUACCUACCACAAAACCAAAGGUGAGGGAGCUCUGUGCAGCAUACCCAUAGAGAACAUUCUGGCUGUAGAGAGGCUAGAGGAGGAGUCUUUCAAGAUGAAAAAUAUGUUCCAGGUUAUUCAACCAGAGCGCGCCCUCUACAUCCAGGCCAACAACUGUGUGGAGGCUCGCGACUGGAUCGACAUCCUGACCAAAGUCAGCCAGUGCAACCGCAAACGCUUGAGCACCUACCACCCUUCAGCCUACCUCAACGGCCACUGGCUCUGCUGCAAGCUGUCAGCAGACACAGCCACUGGGUGUACGCCCUGCACUGGUGGCCUCCCGGCAAACAUCCAGCUGGACGUAGAUGGAGACCGCGAGACGGAGAGGAUUUAUUCCCUGUUCGGCACAUACAUGACCAAACUGAUCAAGAUGCAAGAGGCCUGUGGCAGUAAAUCUGUGUACGACGGGCCCGAACAGGAGGAGUACUCCAGCUUUGUCAUCGAUGACCCCCAGGAGACCUACAAAACCCUGAAACAGAUCGUUUCAGCUGUGCAGACCUUGGAGCAGCAGCACACCAAGUACAAACGUGACAAGUUCAAGAAGACAAAGAUAGGCAGCCAGGAGCACCCGAUUGGAGACAAGAGUUUUCAGUGCUACAUCCGCCAGCAGUCUGAGAGCUCCACCUACUCCAUCUAGCCAUGGCCCUGUGUACUGUUUCUAUGAUGCCCAGAACCAGCAUAUUUUUCUUUACUGCACAGAAAUCCAUCUGAACAAUGCUCUGUGUCUAGUAUUGAGUUCUAAAUCUUUUUUUUUUCCUUAAAGCUAGAUUUAAAAAAAAAACUCCUUAAGGUGAGUCACUUAUUCCCAGUGCAGUGUGUCUGUGCUUGAAAAUGUUCCUCAAAGGGAAUAUAUUUCUGGAAGCAGGUGAUGCUGUUUUGGAAACAAGUUUCACCUAAAUGGCUUAUUUGGUCAGUUUUAAGGAAAAUAAGAGUCAAUACCAGACUGAAUGAGCUGUGUGGAUGGACUUUUUUUUUUUUUUUUUUGCAGUGUCUCAAGGUGCAUCACUCCAAAUUUUGGAGAACAGACCUCAGAUCAGCAAGAAAAAAAGAGGAACAAUUGUGGAGGAAAGGAGAGAUACGAAUGAAGAGAUAAUCACACCGCGCAUAUUUGGGUCUCCUUUCUGUGAUGAGACGAGAGAACAAACAAACGUUUUCACUGGACAGAAUUUGACAGUGAACAACACGCACUUUAAUCACCUCCAAAUCUAUGGAUGAACAAGCCUCGCAGCACACUUUCAAAAAGCUUAUUUUACCUGUUUGAUUUGUAUUUGGUUAUUUUAAUGGUUGUUGAAAUGAUCCGUUGUAUUUCUCUCUGGAAGGAAGGAAGGACUGUAAUUUUUCUCUCUUUUGGGUGGUGUUGUCCCAGCUCUUUUAUUUUAUUUUUAUCCCCAACCUUCUCAGGAAGGCUGUGACGGUCGAGGACACACAAGAAGGAAUUGUCGGGACCAAGCACAGCCAAGAGCAGCUUGAUGUUAGCUAUCAAAAAUCACUCCAUGGACAAUUUUAGUCCUCAUUUUUAAUCCUCAUCAUCAACGUGCUAAUAGGUGUAUAGGUUCAAGUUUUCACGUUUUGUUUGAAGCCUUGUUCUGUUGUGGUUGGACAUCAUGCCCCUGUGUAACCAGUACUUGAGUUAAAGGAAUAGCUUGUUUUUAUAGAGUUUUUGCUUGUUUUGCUUACACUGAGUCAGACAAACUCUGAGGAUUGAAUUUUGUGUCUUGGUAUGCUGUUUGAACAGCUUGCUUAGCAUGGCUGAGUUCAUGGAUGUCAAGUUGCAGCUUCUCUUUUAAGUAAGACAGAAUACACUGAGAGGGCCCACAAUCUGUGAAUUGGGAAUUUGUGCAUGAGCACAGAUGUAUUAAGUAAAAUGCAUUCUGUAACUGCAAUAUAAGCUAAAAUAAUAAUGUUCUACCAAUACAAAUUCAUUUGCCACUUUAUUAGGUACACCUACAAUCUGUCGCAAUUCAAUACAACAGCUCUGCUGUGAUUUCUACAUUUAGAGCAUUACAAUAUUCAGUUCUUGAUGAUAUGUAAAUUUACUUUUAUGUUUGGAGUUGCGGUCAUGCUUAAAGUUGUUGUACUGGACUACAUUAUAAUGAGAAGUGUUCUUAAUGUUUCGUUGUUAAUAUUUGCAUACACACAAGAUAUAUCUGAAUAUAAUGCAGCCCAAUAGAACACAGUGGCCACAAUGCAACAUGUGUAAAUGACUGAACACCUCUAUGACCUGAACGUAAUAAGAAUCACAGAAGUGGACUUAUGGCAGAACAGUUGUAUGAUUGUACAGGUGUACCUAUUGACCACUGAGUGUAUAUAGUAUAUAGUGUGCAUACAAAUUUAAUAAACACUUUUGGAAUUAAUUAAAUUAUCACAAAUGAUUUGCCACAUGCUGAGCCUAGAGCCAUCAGGGCCCCUGUAGGUCUGGGGCCCUUGACCAGUUAGUAGUGCAACCAUGGGUGACAUGCACACACACCCAUGGUGGAUAAGUAUUAGUAAUUCCAGAUAAGUAGCUUUAACCAUAACAUAACUGUUGCAGGGUCACAUACAUGGAAAACAGUGUAUUUUUCUGCUUUCAAGAGGUGCUGAUGCUUGUUUGUGACAUCCAGUAAUUAAAUUUAUAUAUACGUUGAAGGCGAUUCAACAUAGUUUUUGUUUUACUCUGUGUAACUAAAAAAAAGUAGUUAAAGCCAAACUAUCCCUUCAGCUGUCACAAAGCAGAAACUAUGUGUUACCAUGGCUCAUUAACAAGGAUGGUUUUUUGCUUAACUUCUAAUUAAUCAUUAUACUAGCAUUUUAACCAGUCUUGUCUCAAGUUAUGAUUGUGAAAUUGAUAGUGUGUUACUGGUUGUGUUGCCCUGUUGGCUGCCUAAUAAUGUAGUUCUUCUGUUUUGUGAGUUUAGCUCUGUCUUACUUUGGUAAAGCUGCGCCCUGUAGUUUAAAACCCAUUUCUGUGCAUUCCUCUGAGAAACUGCUGCUGUGAAUCUUACCUGUCAGCACCCCAGAAUCUGUUGAAGGUACAGGAUUUAUUGUUGUUCACCAGUUGUGUUGUUCUAUGCUACCCAAAGGCGACCACUCUCAUUAGCAUUCAUAUUCAUCAGCACUCACUCUCGCCAAAGCAGUGCAUGUGAAGUAUAGUUGUAGUCACAGCAGCGGUAGCCUCCGCAGACCCUUCUGUGCGAUCAGAAGAUGACAAACCACCACAAGAUUUUUAUGUUUUGCAAAACUAAGUACGUUUAUGUAGCCUCGUGAUCACAGGAUCCCGAACAGUGCCAGUCAUCACUUUUAUAAAAUUCUCUUUUUGAAAAACAACAAAAAAAAUCAUUGUUUAGAUAUGUUUUUUUUAAUAUCUCAAAACCUGUUCUGUUUUAAAAACAGAUGAGCAGUUAUUCCGAUUACAUCUUUUUCUUUGUCGAACAUGUUGAUCUACGAACUAGAGGGAGGGUUCUCAACACUUUGACUCUGUUUUCUAUCUUUGUCUUGUCAUACAGAAAUCUCGCUCUGUAUCUGAAUUGAGUGAUUGAGGUUUGUGUGUGUGUGUGUGGCUGUUUGUGUGUGUUUGUGAGUGUGCAUUUGUCAGGCUGUGUACGAGUGACUGACAUGACGGGUUGUAUUGCCAAUUGAAUUAACCCAGUGUUACAGGUCAGGCAGAGUCCCACUAGCCACUGCCUGUAAUUAUCUGAUCUAUUGCAUCUCCUCUUUCCUCUUGUAUAGAACCACUGUUCCAUUUCAAGGAACCUUUGCCAAUAUAUUCUCCCCAAACAUUUUAUGUAUGUAACUGAGUAAUAACAUUGAUGAAGCAUUAAGAGAGUAUUAACCUCUGAGCUUUGAUGAGUUUUUGUUUCCACCAGUCUCUAACUCUCCUCAGGUUGAUCAAACUCAGCAGUUUUGGGGGUUUUUUGCCAAGACCGAGGAGCCUCGGACUGAAUUAUAAACCACCGAACAUCUCUCUCUAACUUGGUAAUCAUAUUUAUUAUCAUUUUUAGCAAAACCUUCCCAGAAACAUCAGCUGAGUUGGUGGGGAAAUGGCAGUUACAGUAAUGGCACCUCCUCCACCCCAAAGAAAACACAAAGGAAUUACUUAUGCAAUAAUAGUGUUUCAGCAUGCAAUAAUAUUAACAACCCCUCAAAAAGCCCAUCAAAUUAUCACAAAUUAACAGCGCACAUUUGUUGACCUUUUGCAGUAAAAUAAAUGCCUCUUCAGAUAAACACAUAUUAUAAAGGGAGAACAGUGUAUUUUGUACAAAUAUUUUAAAAGUAUUAAAAUAAGCCUGUUAUAUGUGUACAUAAAACAAUUGAAUGAAUGGUGAAAAUGUGAUGUGUUUUUUUUUCUCCUGAAUAACUAAAUGAAACCAAUAUUAA